This is a messenger RNA of Parathielavia appendiculata, 1827 nucleotides long. Its product is annotated as glycosyltransferase family 15 protein. NCBI's taxonomy places the organism in Eukaryota, Fungi, Ascomycota, Sordariomycetes, Sordariales, Chaetomiaceae. The record is from RefSeq and is a predicted model, not a curated record. Gene Ontology annotation, cellular component: Golgi apparatus; membrane. The coding region runs from base 1 to 1500 and encodes 499 amino acids. Gene Ontology annotation, biological process: cell wall mannoprotein biosynthetic process; protein N-linked glycosylation. Gene Ontology annotation, molecular function: alpha-1,2-mannosyltransferase activity. The transcript is spliced from 3 exons.
AUGCCCAUCAACAGCAUGCUUCUUCCAGCGCAUAUCUCAGCGGUCGUCGCCCUGCAGGUUCCAACAGGAAGCUCUCAAACGCGUGCGGUUCAACGAAAAGUCCCUGGUUCGCGUGCCUGGACGUCGUUCCUUGAUUGUGUCUCAGCAACAUGGGUAGCACUCCCAGCAACCGUCAUUUUCAAGGGCAAGAGGCAUUCAACAACAGUGGGCGUCGCGCUUGUCGUUCUUCUCUGCAUGUUCGAAGCCCUGCUGCACACGCACCUGCACAGCAUCCCACGCCCGCCACAAGACCUCGACGAGCCCUUCGCGAGACAAUGUCAAGACCCGCGCAUCGCCGCCCAAGAACCACGCGAAAAGGCCGCCCUCGUCAUGCUCGCGCGCAAUUCAGAGCUCGACGAAGCCCGCAAAACAAUCCAGAACAUCGAAGCCCAGUUCAACCAAUGGUUCAAUUACCCCAUCAUCUUCCUCAACAACGAGCCCUGGGACCCAAAGUUCAUCCGCGAGCUCAACGCAUCAGCCAGCGGCGAAGCCAUCUUUGAGACCAUCCCAGCCAAAGACUGGUCCUACCCACCCUGGAUCUCGCCCGAAAAAGCCCACGAGUCCAUGGCCCAACAAGCCGCAUCCGGCGUCUAUAACGGUGGCAUGGAGUCGUACCACCACAUGUGCCGCUUCUACUCAGGCGCCUUCUACACCCAGCCCGCCUUAGCACCCUUCAAAUGGUACUGGCGGCUGGAGCCCGGAAUUCGCUACACCUGUGCCAUAACCUACGACCCCUUCGCCGCCAUGGCCUCCCACGGCAAAACAUACGGCUACACCGUCGCCCUUUGGGAAGAACCCGCCACCUGCCCGUCCCUCUUCCGCGAAAUCGACACCUACCGCCAAAACAACCACCUCCCCGCCACCCCAAACUUCAACACCCUCGUUGAGACGACCGACAUGCCAUGGUACCUGCAGCCGUACCCCAUCCGCAAACUCCUCGGCCUCCUCGGCAACCCGCACACCUCGCGCUCGGGCGAGCGCUGGAACCUCUGCCACUACUGGAGCAACUUCGAAAUCGCCUCGCUCGACUUCUUCCGCAGCGAAGCGUACCAAUCCCUCUUUGCCCACCUCGACCGCAAAGGCGGCUUCUACACGGAGCGAUGGGGCGACGCGCCCGUGCAUUCGUUCGCAGUGCACCUCCUCCUCCCGCCCGAGCGGCUGCAUCACUUUUCGGAUUUUGGGUAUCACCACGACCCGUUCUGGCAGUGUCCUGGUAAUGCGCCGGGCGGGCAGCUGCCGGGGAAUGAGGCGUUGGGGAAAGGGAGGGAGGCUGGGUGGACGAAGGAGAGUGAGGGGGCGAUUGGGUGUCGCUGUCGCUGUGGCGGGGACGACGGGACGUGGAGGAGGAAUAACCGGGGGAUUUGUUUGCAACGGAUGCAGCGGGCUGCUGCGGCGACCAGGGUUGGGUGGUGGGAUCGGUGGAGGGGAAGGUAUCCUUAUAGUAUUGGCGUUCCGGGGUGACGGAGGAGGGAAGAAUGGCGUAUUGCUGCAUAUAUAUUGACCAUGCGAUACCAUAUAUCCUUAUUGAUGUAACGUGUUCAAUUAUGCGGGAUGAACCUGGCCUCAGCCGCGAGCUGCAGUUCCCUGUUGAUCAAUAGUCGAUCCUCAACUUGGUUCUGCCGCUGGUGUGCACAGUAUUGAGAAGGAUGUUGACGAGUCAGGGGCAGCAGGAUUAGACCAGGUUCAUGAGGCGGCUGACCUGCGCCUUACCCCUAACUACGUUGGGUUCCUACACCUAAAUCUAUUCUUCUGUCGUGUAAUGACUCGUGUCACGCUCCAUUCCAUCCU